GGAGGGAACCCUAGGGGCGGGGCCUAGGCCUGGCCCACCGGCGUUUCUGGCGGUGGCUGCGGGAGAUGCUGGGCUUUAUGAGGCCCGAAGAAGAGGAGCGUCCCCAGGCAGUGCGCACGCCAGCCGCGACCCUUCGCCUCUGAGAGAACUCAGCUGCAAAGUUCCGUCCUCGCCAUGGCGCCCGGAGAGAAGAUCAAAGCCAAAAUCAAAAAGAACCUCCCGGUCCGAGGCCCCCAGGCACCGACCAUCAAGGACCUGAUGCGCUGGUACUGCCUGAACACCAACACCCACGGCUGCCGCCGCAUCGUGGUGUCCCGGGGCCGCCUCCGGCGUCUGCUGUGGAUCGCGUUCACGCUAACGGCAGUGGCCCUCAUUCUCUGGCAGUGCGCCCUCCUCGUCUUCUCUUUCUACACCGUCUCCGUCUCCAUCAAAGUGCACUUCCAGAAACUGGAUUUCCCCGCCGUCACAAUCUGCAAUAUCAACCCCUACAAGUACAGCGCCGUGAGCGACCUUCUGACUGACUUGGAUGCUGAGACAAGACAGGCCUUGCUGUCCUUAUACGGGGUCAAAGACUUUCCAGAGGUUAAAUCUCGGGAACGCCGGGAGGCAGGAUCGAUGAGAUCCACUUGGGAAGGCCCGCCACCCAGAUUCCUCAACUUGAUCCCAUUGCUGGUCUUCAAUGAGAAUGAGAAGGGGAAGGCCAGGGACUUCUUCACUGGCCGGAAGCGCAAGAUCAGUGGGAAAAUCAUUCACAAGGCUUCCAACGUCAUGCACGUUCACGAGUCGAAGAAGUUGGUGGGAUUCCAAUUGUGCUCAAAUGACACCUCUGACUGUGCCACCUACACCUUCAGCUCUGGAAUCAAUGCCAUCCAAGAGUGGUACAAGCUUCACUACAUGAAUAUCAUGGCACAGGUGCCUCUAGAGAAGAAAAUCAACAUGAGCUAUUCUGCCGAAGAACUACUGGUGACCUGCUUCUUUGAUGGGAUGUCCUGUGAUGCCAGGAACUUCACGCUUUUCCACCAUCCAAUGUACGGGAAUUGCUACACGUUCAACAACAGAGAGAAUGCCACCAUCCUCAGCACCUCCAUGGGGGGCAGUGAGUAUGGGCUGCAAGUCAUCCUAUACAUCAAUGAAGACGAAUACAACCCCUUCCUGGUGUCCUCCACUGGAGCCAAGGUGCUUAUCCAUCAGCAGAAUGAGUACCCCUUCAUCGAAGACGUGGGGACCGAGAUUGAGACAGCGAUGUCCACCUCCAUAGGAAUGCACCUGACAGAAUCCUUCAAGCUGAGCGAACCUUACAGCCAGUGCACGGAGGAUGGCAGUGAUGUGCCCAUCACCAACAUCUACAACGCUGCUUACUCCCUCCAGAUCUGUCUUUAUUCAUGCUUCCAGACGAAGAUGGUGGAAAAAUGUGGCUGUGCCCAGUACAGCCAGCCCCUUCCUCCAGCAGCCAAUUACUGCAACUAUCAACAGAACCCCAACUGGAUGUAUUGCUACUACCAGCUGUACCAGGCCUUUGUCCGGGAAGAACUGGGCUGCCAAUCAGUGUGCAAGCAAGCCUGCAGCUUUAAGGAAUGGACGCUGACCACCAGCCUGGCACAGUGGCCAUCUGAGGCUUCCGAGAAGUGGUUGCUGAAUGUUCUCACCUGGGACCAAGGCCAGCAAAUAAACAAAAAGCUCAACAAAACUGACCUGGCUAAGCUCUUGAUAUUCUACAAAGACCUGAACCAAAGAUCCAUCAUGGAGAGCCCAGCCAACAGUAUUGAGAUGCUUCUGUCCAACUUCGGUGGACAGCUGGGCCUGUGGAUGAGCUGUUCAGUCGUCUGCGUCAUCGAAAUCAUAGAAGUCUUCUUCAUCGACUUCUUCUCUAUCAUCGCCCGACACCAGUGGCAGAAAGCCAAAGAUUGGUGGGCCCGUAGGCGGUCACCUCCCUCCCCCGAGACUCACGCCAGCCAGCAGGGCCAGGAUAAUCCAGCUCUGGAUAUAGAUGAUGGCCUGCCCACUUUCACCUCUGCAAUGCGCCUGCCUCCAGCCCCAGGGCCCACAGUACCUGGCACGCCACCCCCCAGAUACAACACCUUGCGCUUGGACAGUGCCUUUUCCUCCCAGCUCACAGACACUCAGUUGACUGAUGAGUUCUGAGGCAGGAUUGGAGGGACAAUCAUGGUCUGAGGAAACUCUCUUCCUGACACAGAAGGGCCCUCCUAUCCCGGCUCUGGGCUUUUGAUACAUGACUUAUAGCCUGCUGUGAACAGAACAGGGCCACGAAAUCUGCAGAAGGAUACUAUGGGCCCUUCCCCAACACUCCUGACUUCCAGGAUGAGCUACAUUCUGUAGCCUGGACUCUGCAAUUCUGAGCUAGAGAGCCAACAGUAACGGCCUGGGCCAACAGUGAGCUCUUCACGGGAUCCUGAGAAAGAAGCGUGCUUCCAGAGCCCCAAGCUCAAGAGUUUACCCACAAUACCCCUGGCCUAGGUUGCUGCCCAAGCACGUGAUCUUGGGUAGCAAGGUUGGCCAGCCAUUGCCUGGCAUGUGUGACAGAAGAAAUUACCACUGGCCUUGGAUCCCAGCUGUUGGUUGCUAACCUAGUCAUUGACAUGGGGACAAGGUGUCCUCUCUGCCCUCAGACAGACAUUUGGCCCAGAGCCAGAGAGCAUGUUUGGAGAGGGCACAGUAGAGAGAGGCCAAUGGGUGUGACAGGAUGUCCCUACUCUGGCAUCAGGGUGGGGCAGGAGAGAAAGGCCAGUUAAAGGGCAUAGCUAGACACUCCUGACAAAUAGUACUCCCAUGAUCUCAAUUCAAGAGUGAAAUACUGGGAGCUGUGUUAAGCACGUACAUAAGUCCCCUGAGGGCAUAACAUUCUUUCUUUGAGCUGAAUAUGUAUGUGUGAGAAUAUGUGUGUGUGAGUAUGUGAGUAUGUAUGUAUGUGUUCAUAAUUUUUAUAUAGCUAAUAUAUACGUGUAUAUCAAAAAGAGAAUAUUUUGUGACUUGUGAAGAUUACAUGUGAUUCAAAUGUUAGUGUCUAUAAAUAAAGUUUUAUUGAUACAUGGCUAUGCCAAUUUAUUUAUACUUUGUUCGUGGCUGCUAUGAAUUAACACAUUAAACAUUAAAACAUUGGCCUUUUCAAUAAAUAA
This is a messenger RNA of Meriones unguiculatus (Mongolian gerbil), 3134 nucleotides long. RefSeq names its product sodium channel epithelial 1 subunit gamma (gene Scnn1g). Gene Ontology annotation, molecular function: ligand-gated sodium channel activity. The coding region runs from base 175 to 2142 and encodes 655 amino acids. The record is from RefSeq and is a predicted model, not a curated record. Gene Ontology annotation, cellular component: membrane. NCBI's taxonomy places the organism in Eukaryota, Metazoa, Chordata, Mammalia, Rodentia, Muridae. The transcript has 13 exons. Gene Ontology annotation, biological process: sodium ion transmembrane transport.